Molecule: messenger RNA, 1682 nt
Organism: Diachasma alloeum
Lineage: Eukaryota; Metazoa; Arthropoda; Insecta; Hymenoptera; Braconidae
Product: THAP domain-containing protein 11
Exons: 3
Coding region: 59-910 (283 amino acids)
Source: RefSeq, a predicted model, not a curated record
CCCCCCAAACGCCCCAUGUACUUGCCAUUGCAUCGCAGUGUAUUUGUCAUCAGUAAAAAUGGAUAAUAUUGUACGUUCAAAAAGAAAUUGCUGCUUAGUUGGGUGCAGCAAUAGUGAAUUUAGGAAUCCUGAGUUGCAUUUUUAUGGAUUUCCAGGCAAAAGUUAUGAAACUGAAAGGGAAGAGAAGUGGAUUGCUGCUGUCAAACGCCAAAGACCGGAUGGGAAACCAUGGACUCCAAAUAAAAAUUCACGAAUUUGCAGUGCACACUUUGUAGGAGGAAAAAAAUCGAACAACAUGCAUGAUAUUUCAUAUUAUCCGACUAUUUUUCCUGCUGUUUAUAAUCGUAAACCUCCUAAUGAAGAAAGAAUUGAACGUUUGAAAAAUCGAAAUGCUCGUUCAAAUGGAGUGAAACCAUUGUCGAAAUGUGAUGCUAAAGUUGGAAAUGAUUCCAUCGAAGUUGAGCCUGAGGAGGAAUUUGGGGAAGAAGUCAACCAAGAAUUGGAGAAGAUAGCUGUGGAAACAUCCAGUGUUGGCAUACAGACGGAUCCAAUGAACGAGCAAGAUCUUUACAACUCUAAUAUCAGUUUUUUAUAUUGUGAUCGUGAACAUGGAAAAAAUGAUACAACCGAUGUAUCAAUUCAAACCGAAAUUAAUUUUUCUAAACCUCAACGAGAGAAAAUAAUCAUUCCUGAAAAAUAUUGUAAAGAGAUGAAGGAUACUGGAUGUGGUCCCGAUGAGCCAACCACAGUAGGAUUUCAAGGAUAUUCAGAUAUAAAAUCAGACGUUACAAUGCGUCAACUUGCUGGUGUCACUAUUCAACUUUUCAAUAUUCUAUUGAAUCUUGUCGAUGAUCGUCGAAAUAAUGGGAAACGUAUUUAUUAUAAAUCAAUCGGUAAAGAAAAUCGAUAGCUCUUAUUUCUAAUGAAAUUCAAACUUGGAAUUUCUUUUUGUGCUCUUGGUUGUUUGUUUCAUGUCCACAGUAGUACCGCAUCUCGAAUUUUUUAUUCGUUACUUGAAAUUUUGACAAUGAAAACAAAGUCAUGGAUUUUUUGGCCUUCACGAGAAAGUGUAAAAGAAAAUCUUCCCACGUCAUUUUAUAAUUAUCCCAACUGUCGAUGCAUCAUUGAUUGUACUGAAAUAUCGUGCGAUACACCCCCACUUUGGGGCAACGCAUUCUCACAUACUCAAAUUACAAGGGUAAAUUCACUCAGAAAUUUUUAAUAGCCAUUACUCCAGAUGGUUUAAUUUGUAAAGUAUCACAAGCAUAUGGAGGGAAAGCGACCGAUGCAGUCAUAGUAAAUGAUUCAGGUUUUCUGUCAUUAUUAGAACCAGGGGACGAAGUACUAGCUGAAAAGGGAUUUCCACAAAUUCGUUCUGAAAUGAUGACAAGAAAUGCUAUUCUUACUAUUCCUCUUCACGCAAUGAAUCCUCAAUUUACUGAAGAGGAAGUCGAAUGCACUUAUAAUAUUGCAUCCGUACGUAUCCACAUCGAACGAAGUAUCCAACGAAUGAAACUCUUACAUAUAUUAGACCACAUUCCGAUCGAUUUCCUUCCUUAUGUAGAUUCCAUAAUGCACAUAUGUGGUAUCAUCGCCAAUAGUAUGCCACCAUUGAUAAAAAAUUCGUGAAAAGAAUAAAAACGAGAAAAAUAAUAUAAAAAAUACAUUCAUAAAUAAUUAAA